Messenger RNA from Siniperca chuatsi (mandarin fish), 1617 nucleotides. It is a transcript of the gene map1lc3cl, whose product is annotated as microtubule-associated protein 1 light chain 3 gamma, like. The transcript has 4 exons. The record is from RefSeq and is a predicted model, not a curated record. Gene Ontology annotation, biological process: macroautophagy; cellular response to nitrogen starvation; autophagy of mitochondrion. Gene Ontology annotation, molecular function: ubiquitin protein ligase binding. Bases 426 to 836 code for a protein of 136 amino acids. Gene Ontology annotation, cellular component: autophagosome; cytosol; autophagosome membrane. Lineage: Eukaryota; Metazoa; Chordata; Actinopteri; Centrarchiformes; Sinipercidae.
CUUCAUGCUUGUACUCCUCUGUGUGAAUGUGUACGUGACAGCAGCACCAACAUCACAAGUAGAUGUGAGAAUGCCCUGUGAGAUAACCAGUAGGCUAUGUGGGAAUCUGGUUUGAACCAGGGAAGAGGGAAAGAGCACACACACACACACACACACACAAACACACACACACACACACACAGAUGCACCCCUGCAUCCACACACUGCCCACCAGGACGAGGAGUGUGUCUUUGUUUGUUGGUGUCACAUUUUCGACUCCUCCCAGCUCUGUCUCCUAUAAAACACCAGUGGUUGGAGCAGAUCUUUGAGGUUUGCUGACUUCCACCUGAGGGGACUUCACCGUCAGCCCGGGCAAGACCGCCACACCGGCUCCAUCAGCCUCCAUCAUCGCUGGUCUCUUAAAACCGCCCCCUCAACAAACAAACAUGGCUCCUUUUGAGAAAUCCAUGGAGACGAUGCCCUUCAAGCAGAGGAAAUGUCUCGAAACAAGAAAAGAUGAAGUGUGCAGCAUUCGGUCUAAAUUCCCAAACAAAUUGCCUGUGAUUGUUGAACGUUACAUCCGUGAAAAGACUCUCCCCCUGUUGGACAAAACAAAGUUCCUGGUUCCCUUCGAGCUCACCUUGGGUCAGUUCCUCUGCCUGCUCAGGAAUAAGAUUGCCUUGGACUCCACCCAGGCGCUGUUCCUCCUGGUGGCAGAGAAGAGCAUGUCCUGCAUGUCCUCAAGCAUGGGGGAGGUUUAUUCCCGCCACAGCGACACUGACGGCUUCCUCUACAUCACCUACGCCUCGCAGGAGAUGUUCGGAGCACCUCAUCCAGCAGCCAGGCCGCCCUGCUGAGCCUGAAGCAGAUAAUAUGAACUGAUGGUGGUGACACCACACCACUAAUCUGGAAAACAAGGACAAACUGAGCCAAGCCGAGACUCUUUUUGUCCAUUUUUUUAAGCCCCAAACUGCUUAUCGGCCUACCUCAUGAACCUUUCUGGACAUUCAGACACAGCAAAUCUUCAUGCUCUGCCACCUCAGCUGGGUGGACAAGACUUACUCUGAUGAUGUCUUUGUUUUAAACUGAUUGAUUGUUUUACUGACUAAUUGGCAUAUUUAUCUCCUGUACUGGUCUGAGAUAUUAGAAAGUAGAAAUCAAUACAGAGAAUUGCUUGCGAGUUGUUUUUAAAUUUAGGAAACAGUCAAUAAGAUGAAACAGAGUGUUGUGAUUAUUCACUGUUGCUCCAAAAUCUUAAAGAAAAUAUUAAAAUUAUGAUUGUUUUUUGCCCGUUAUAUGUCUUUACAGGUCAAAUGUCCAUAUGUGCCCUUCAGUUACCUCAGAAACUUUGAGCUUCAAUGCAAACAAAAUGUAUUUCACAUUGCCAUAAUGCCAGUUCAGUGUAAAGCCACCAUCACCUUCUCCACGCUACACAAACAGGGUCAAUGUCUUGCUGGUAAUCAGACUCCUUCUUAGCACUUAUCUCCCCUUCCUCCUCUCCUUUCUUUGAUUGCCAUCUUCAUCCUCGUCUUCCCUUCAAAAUGUGAAACUGUGCUCCGGACUGUCAAUUUAAUGCUGCUCUGAUUUGUUCUGCCUCCAUCUGUCAGUAUAUGAAAAAAUAAAUUCUCGCCGUUUUAA